Striga hermonthica is the source of this 1548-nucleotide messenger RNA. NCBI's taxonomy places the organism in Eukaryota, Viridiplantae, Streptophyta, Magnoliopsida, Lamiales, Orobanchaceae. The record is from the annotation of a GenBank genome assembly.
AUGUUCGGGCCAUACCAGGGGUUCACCCCAAAUUUAGUCGAGGCCUACAAUGAACUCAAACAAGUUGACAAAUUUGAGGUCAUCUUCAUAUCUGCCGACCAAGAUGACAAGUCGUUUAACUCUUAUUUCUCUAAAAUGCCCUGGCUUGCAAUCCUGUUUUCCGAUACAAAGACACGCGAAAAACUAGACAAGACGUUUAGUGUCGAUUGGAUACCUCAUCUCGUGUUUUUGGAUGACAGUGGGAAAUUAUUAUCUGAGGAAGGCGUACGAAUAAUUCAAGAAUACGGUUCAGAGUACCCUUUUAACUCUGAAAAGAUCGAGCAGCUCAAGUUACAAGAAUUUGAAGCUAGGAAGAACCAAUCGCUUAAGUCAUUGCUUGCAUACGGGUCGAGGGACUAUGUGAUUAAAUCCGAUGGAGAGAAGGUUCGAAUUGCUGAGCUGGAAGGCAAAACUAUCGACUUAUACUUCAUAUUGUCCACUUACAAAAGUUGCAUAUCUUUCAACCAGAAGCUAGUCGAAACUUACGAGGGCUUGAAAAAAAUUGGUAAGAACUUUGAAAUUGUGAUGGUACCCCUCGAUAAUGACGAGCAAUCUUUCGUGCAACUUUUCAAUCAACUGCCUUGGCUUUCGUUGCCCAUGAAUGACAAAUGCCGUUCGAAGCUCGUCCGAUAUUUCCAGCUCGAUGAGCUUCCGACAGUUGUCGCUAUUGGGCCGGAUGGGAAAACUAUCCAUCCGAACGUGGCUGAUGCUAUCGAGGAACACGGACUGAAAGCUUUCCCUUUCACGCCCGAGAAAUUUGCCGAGCUUGAAGAGAUUGAAAGGGCAAAAAUGGAAGCACAGACACUGGAGUCCAUUUUGGUUUCGGGCGACCUCGAUUUUGUGAUUGGAAAAGAUAGGGUCAAGAUUCCGGUCUCGGAUCUCAUCGGCAAAACCGUACUCCUCUACUUCUCGGCCCACUGGUGCCCCCCGUGCCGUGCCUUCCUCCCAAAACUCAUCCAAACCUACCAAGACCAAAUGUCGAACAAAAGCCCGCUCGAGAUUGUCUUCCUCUCGAGCGAUCGGGACCAAGCCUCGUUCGAUGAAUACUUCUCUUCCAUGUCGUGGCCCGCAACCCCGUUUGGCGACCCGCGAAAGCAGUCUCUCAGCCGCUACUUCAGAGUCCGAGGCAUCCCUACAUUGGUCGCAAUGGGGCCGGAUGGAAAAACCGUCUCGACUGAGGCCCGCGGGCUUAUAAUGGUCCACGGGCCCAAAGCUUAUCCCUUUACGGACGAGCGGGUGAAGGAGAUAGACCAAGAGUACGAGAAGAUGGCAGAGGAAGGAGGGUGGCCCGAGAAAAUCGAGCCCUGGAAGGGACUUCACGAACACGAUCUUGUUCUUACCAAGCGUUUGGAGUUCAACUGCGACGGGUGCGGAGAUGAAGGGCGCUCGUAUUAUUGCGAGGAAUGUGAUUUCGAUCUUUACCCAAAGUGUGGGGCUGUGGAGGAGAAGAAUGGUGGUGGUGAAGGGUGGGUUUGUGAAGGGGAUAAGAGUGUUAAGGGAGUGAAUUAG